Messenger RNA from Armigeres subalbatus, 1153 nucleotides. Its product is annotated as fatty acid hydroxylase domain-containing protein 2-like. Gene Ontology annotation, biological process: sterol biosynthetic process. Gene Ontology annotation, cellular component: endoplasmic reticulum membrane. The record is from RefSeq and is a predicted model, not a curated record. Gene Ontology annotation, molecular function: iron ion binding; C-4 methylsterol oxidase activity. The coding region runs from base 161 to 964 and encodes 267 amino acids. The transcript is spliced from 3 exons. NCBI's taxonomy places the organism in Eukaryota, Metazoa, Arthropoda, Insecta, Diptera, Culicidae.
UAAGAAGGUUAAAGAACAACUGAGAGAACAACACAGAAGACAUACAAACAUCAGUUUCGGUAAUCUUAUUUGCAUAUCUAUCUAUAGCAAAACAAGUCUGCGGAAGCUGGGUCGAUUGAUCGAGUUGUUUAGUCUAGAAGAUAAAUUUGAAGUGAUCAGAAUGAGUUGUGAAAGGUGUCAAAAACAUUGGGAACAAUUUCUGGAUUAUUACAAUCCUAACCAACAUGUCAUAUGGAUUUUUGGGACCAUCGUUUACAUAGCCACUGUGGCGACAAUCAUUUCAGGGUCAUUUAUGUUCAUGGACGUAACAGGCUUCCCGAAGCGAUUGCGUAAAUACAAGCUUCAGCCGGGAACCAACGACCCUAUCACCUGGUUUCAAAUGAAAAAGCUGAUCAAGACCGCCAUCAUUAACAUGAUUUUAGUUGGAACUCCUACUCUAGCAGUUUUUCAUGGAAUAACAGUGGCAUUGGGGCGUUAUGUUGAUUUAAGAGUAUUACCAUCACUGUUUGAAAUACUCUACACUAUACCUUUCGCCAUGCUGUCAUCUGAAACAGUAUUCUACUACAGUCACAGAUUGUUGCAUUCUAAAUACCUGUACAAAAUGAUUCACAAAAAGCACCACGAGUGGACUGCACCUGUAUCGCUGGCCGCAGUUUAUGCACAUCCAAUCGAAUACAUCGUCAGCAACAUGGCUCCGUUCUAUGCACCUGUCAUACUGGUCAAGACCCACCUGUUUACAGGUUGGAUUUGGGCUGCUAUAGUAUUGUUAGGAACAUUGCACGAUCAUUCCGGAUACCAUCUUCCGUUUCUUUGGGGAUCACCAGAUUUCCAUGAUUUUCAUCAUCUAAAGUUCAAUCAAUGUUACGGAGCCUUUGGUAUCCUAGAUUGGUUGCAUGGAACCGACGUUCUAUUCAGACGUUACAAGGCUAAACAACAAGCUGCACUUCAGGACACCGACAAAUAGAAAUAUCUUAGGCAAUCCCGGAAGUCUUACUGGUUUUAUACUGAAAUAAAGUGAAUUAAUUUUAACUCUAUGGAAUUUAUUAUCUUUAUCAUAUGUAUCACUAUAGUAUAUUGUUACACACCAAAAUGUGAUAUCGGAUUCCAGCAAAAUGAAUUACUGAAUACCAUGGACCUCGGAAUGAACAACAAC